Molecule: messenger RNA, 459 nt
Organism: Spodoptera exigua (beet armyworm)
Lineage: Eukaryota; Metazoa; Arthropoda; Insecta; Lepidoptera; Noctuidae
Source: the annotation of a GenBank genome assembly
AUGGUUGCUCCUCGGUACUCAAGUGACUACCUCAGACCCUGGAAGCACCUAUCAUCACUGAUGAGCGACUUCAAUACUACGAUAAAGUCUGAUAGGGCGAAGUUCCAAAUCAAUUUAGACGUUCAACAUUUUGCUCCUGAAGAGAUUUCGGUAAAAACUGCUGAUGGAUUUGUCGUCAUCGAGGCUCAGCAUGGCGAAAAGCGUGACGGACAUGGAUGGGUGUCCCGUCAGUUUAAAAGACGUUGUCCUCUACCUGAAGGAUGUUGCCUUGACUUUGUACAAUCUCGUCUAUCAUCUGAUGGAGUUUUAACAGUUACCGCCCCAUUAGAAAAUCAAGUAGCUUCAAAUGAACGUAUUGUGCCUAUCAUUCAAACUGGACCAGUAAAGAAACUGGGAACCAGAAAUGAAACGGGUGAUGGAGAAGGUUCUCAAAGGUCUCCGGCACAAAAUGAAGAGUAA